Molecule: messenger RNA, 693 nt
Organism: Rubroshorea leprosula
Lineage: Eukaryota; Viridiplantae; Streptophyta; Magnoliopsida; Malvales; Dipterocarpaceae
Source: the annotation of a GenBank genome assembly
AAUUCUGGGAGAGAACCGAUUAGAAUCGGAGGGAGUGACCCCACCCACGGGAUCAAACUUCAACCAUUUCCUUCACUACUCUUCCCAAAACUUCCUCUGAUCAGAAAAUUUUACCUAAAAGAAAUAAACCCAGAAGAAAUACAGUCCUUGAACCUCACGAUUCUUCUCCUUCAAUCGUUGUUGAACCCCCCCCUUCUUCUCCUCGAAAUCUCACUCUACAGCUCUUGAAAACCCAAACGUAGACUCCCAAAAUCCCAAUUAAACUCAAAAAAAAAAAAAAAUCCCCCCUUUUCCAAUCUGAUUUUUUUCUAUAUAUACCCAAACAAUUCAAUAAAAUAAAAUAAAAUAACAUAAAAAAAAAUUCUUCUAAGGAUGUCAAUUUGUCCGGUAUUGUUGUUUUUUUUGCAUGUGAGGCAAGGAUGUGGCUGUAGCAAGCAGGAGUGCAGAGGCACGGGAUUGGGGGCAGGGCGCGGUGUGCAGGGGGGUGCUCUGGGGCAAGGCAGGGUCGGGUACAGGGUAGGUGAUUCGGGCGCAGAAAAGGCAAGGGAUCUAGUGCAGAAGGCGUGGGAUUGGGGCCAGGCUUGGUGCAGGGCAAGUGCAGGAAGCAAGGCUGGGUGGCAAGGGCAGGGGAUCUGGUGAUGAGUGCAGAUUUGGGCUUGGGCAGAGGCAGGUGCAGGCGUGCAAGGGGUAGGG